CCCGUCAUGCCGUUUCAGAAACAUGGCGGCUGAGUUUUCAUAACAUCGAUGCCUUUGCGGUCAGUCGUUCGCCCAUUGCACCAAAUAAACAAGACAAGAGUUGUGUUGCAGUGGAUUUCACACGAUGCCGAAGUAUUACGAAGAUAAAGAGGUGGAUGACAGAGCCUGCGCUGGAGUCAGAGAAGACUUUAGAGAAUGUCUCCUUCGACACGACUGCGUUGUAAAGGAGGGGAAACUGCCCAGCCAGUGUUUGAAGGAAGGCCACUGCAAAGCCCUGCAGACCUCAUUCUUCGAGUGCAAGAGGUCGAUGCUUGACACGAGGUCACGAUUCAGAGGAAGAAAAGGAUAUUGAAGAACCAAUGAAAUGCUGAUGUCGCUGUGUUGUUGAGGUUCCUGGUUGAGCAGCUGUAAAUACUUCUCUUGUUCACUGGUCAGUGUACGAGCAGAAACCACAUCCAGAAGACAUUUGUCUAAAAAGCAGAUCUCAAAUGACCAUGAAACGUGAAAGAACAAUGGACAUUGACGCUCAAAAGAUUCAUCAAGUCAUCAGUAAAACGCACUGACUGGAGCCUCAAGCACUUUCAUUUCUUCUCUUAAUUUAUGUGUUAUUUUGGAUGAAUGAGUGUGUUUAAUGAUAUGAUCAAAAUAAAUAAAACUGUCUUUUCACAA
Limanda limanda (common dab) is the source of this 669-nucleotide messenger RNA. Its product is annotated as cytochrome c oxidase assembly factor 5. The record is from RefSeq and is a predicted model, not a curated record. NCBI's taxonomy places the organism in Eukaryota, Metazoa, Chordata, Actinopteri, Pleuronectiformes, Pleuronectidae. The coding region runs from base 125 to 352 and encodes 75 amino acids. Gene Ontology annotation, biological process: mitochondrial respiratory chain complex IV assembly. The transcript has 3 exons. Gene Ontology annotation, cellular component: mitochondrion.